AUGGUGUCUAAUUUCAAAAACAACUUGGAAAUUGCAAACCCGAUAGCUGCGGCUGAUUCCAGUUCUAUUCGCUAUUUUUUGAGAGCAUCCAUUAACGUAACGACAACUGUUAAUCAACUUCUUCGAAGCUCCUGCUACGCCCAUGAUUGUGUCUUUCAUCGCCACGUGAAAAAUUGCCGCGAGCUAUGGACUUCUUCGGAGCAUGGCAUGCACUAUUUCAACUUACUGCUCAGCAGUACGAGCUGCUCUCUGAGGCGUCAACCAUCGUCAGUGAGUCUGUCAAGUUUUUUCAAUUCAAAGAAAGGUUUUGUAUGUUAUGUGGAUAUAUUCGAAUUAUUAUAG
Cylicocyclus nassatus is the source of this 342-nucleotide messenger RNA. Lineage: Eukaryota; Metazoa; Nematoda; Chromadorea; Rhabditida; Strongylidae. The record is from the annotation of a GenBank genome assembly.